Molecule: messenger RNA, 1025 nt
Organism: Ananas comosus (pineapple)
Lineage: Eukaryota; Viridiplantae; Streptophyta; Magnoliopsida; Poales; Bromeliaceae
Product: metal-independent phosphoserine phosphatase
Exons: 6
Coding region: 71-757 (228 amino acids)
Source: RefSeq, a predicted model, not a curated record
UACCACAAACUGAACAAGUUCCCAUUUUUGGUCUCUCUCCCUCCCCUGUGGGAGAAAUAGAACUGUGGAGAUGGGGGAGAAACCACCCAUUUUUCGCAACAGCUAUUGGAUUCUAAGGCAUGGAAAGAGCAUCCCCAACGAGCGAGGCCUCAUUGUCUCUUCCUUGGAAAAUGGAACCCGCGCUGAAUUUGGAUUGGCUUCUCAAGGUGUUGAGCAAGCGCGAUUAGCUGCGGAAUUACUUCAGAAGGAGCUCAAGGAAAAGAAUAUUCCACUAGAUAAUGUCCGAAUUUGUUAUUCACCAUUUGCAAGAACUAUUGAUACAGCUAAAGAAGUUGCCAGUGUUUUGGAUAUCUCAUUUGAAAGUCCUAAGUGCAAAGCAAUGACAGAACUCCGUGAACGAUAUUUUGGACCAUCAUUUGAGCUACUUUCCCAUGAUAAGUAUACGGAAAUUUGGGCACUUGAUGAAAAAGAUCCUUUCAUGCCCCCUGAUGGUGGUGAAAGUGUCGCAGAUGUUGCUUCUCGACUUUCAACUGCUCUGGCUUCUAUUGAGGCAAUGUUUCAAGGAACUACUGUUCUCAUAGUAAGCCAUGGUGAUCCUCUUCAAAUUUUGCAAGCAGUGCUCUGCGCCACGAAGGAGGACGUAUCGUCUGGCCAGGAGGACAUUGUCUCUAGAACUAAACAAGUUAUGGUGCAUUCCGUCUUAUCACAACACCGAAGGUUUGCUCUGCUCACCGGAGAGCUGCGCCAAGUCAUAUGACACAUGGUUCUCUACAUCUCUUUGUUAGUUAUUAUUUGAUUGAUAUCCAUAAAAUCACUUGCUUUAUUGAAGCUUAACACUAGGUCAAAAUUAUUGUAACAUUUGAAGUUAUUAGUAGUGUAUUAUUUGAUGAAAAUGUUUAUUCUCCUCAUCUGUUACUUGUGAGAAUCACUAGGUUUCUUUUUCCUUUUCUUUGUCUCCUAUUGAAUUAUUGUACUUAACAUGUCCUGCUCCUCUAAGUGGAAUAAAAAAGUGAAAGGUUCGGUUA